This is a messenger RNA of Sebastes umbrosus (honeycomb rockfish), 4715 nucleotides long. RefSeq names its product FERM, RhoGEF and pleckstrin domain protein 2 (gene farp2). Bases 194 to 3373 code for a protein of 1059 amino acids. Gene Ontology annotation, molecular function: cytoskeletal protein binding; guanyl-nucleotide exchange factor activity. Gene Ontology annotation, cellular component: cytoskeleton. NCBI's taxonomy places the organism in Eukaryota, Metazoa, Chordata, Actinopteri, Perciformes, Sebastidae. The record is from RefSeq and is a predicted model, not a curated record. The transcript has 27 exons.
CUCAGCCUCAUAUGGACCAAUGAGAGGCCGAGUAGGACUCUGCUUCAGCCAAUCACAGAGCAGUCUGAGUCAGUACGCACUCCGCUGGUCAUGGGCUGGAGCAGAGCUCUCUACGGUGCAACAAACUUUUAGUAUUUGGUCUGGAUACGGACAAAACGGAGUGAGGUGGGUGGAGCUGCUCUGAGCUGCAGUAAUGGGGGAGAUUGAGGGUUCAUACCGGGUCCUGCAGACCCCUGGCAUCCGGCUGGGAGCCCAGUUCAACCCUGGUGUCAGCACCUUGGAGCCGGGCCAGAGUCUCAGUGGCAACAUGGUGCAGGGGAGCAGAGGCCAGGGCCGAGGAGGACUACAGAUCCGUGUGCAGGGGCUGGACGACUCACAGGACUUCUUUGAUAUCGAUCCAAGAGCGAUUGGACAAUACCUCCUCUCUGAGGUUUUCUUGAGAGGCAACCUCAUAGAGCGGGAUUACUUUGGCCUGGAGUUCCAGAACAUGCAGAUGAACUGGGUUUGGCUGGAAGCCACAAAACCCGUCGUGAGACAAGUCAGAAGACCAGCAAACACGCUAUUUAGACUGUCAGUGAAGUUCUUCCCUCCAGACCCCGGUCAACUGCAGGAGGAGUUCACAAGGUACUUAUUCUCGCUGCAGAUGAAAAGAGAUCUGAUGGAGUCCAGGUUGAUCUGCACAGAAAAUACUGGAGCCCUGCUGGCCUCUCACCUUGUCCAGUCGGAGAUCGGCGACUACGAUGACGUAGCAGACAGGGACUACCUGAGGAUGACCAAGCUGUUGCCUUACCAGGAGAAGGUGGAGGAGAGGAUCAUGGAGCUCCACCGCAGGCACCUUGGCCAGACUCCAGCUGAAUCCGAUUUCCAAAUCCUGGAGAUCGCCCGUAAACUGGAGAUGUACGGCGUCCGCUUCCACCCAGCGGCCGACCGGGAAGCUACCAAAAUCAAUCUGGCUGUUGCUCACAUGGGCCUUCAGGUUUUUCAGGGCAACACAAAAAUAAACACCUUCAAUUGGUCCAAGAUUCGCAAACUGAGCUUCAAGAGAAAACGCUUCCUGAUCAAGCUCCACCCAGAGGUUCAUGGUCCCCAUCAGGAUACACUUGAGUUCAUGAUGGCCAGUCGAGACCAGUGUAAAAUCUUCUGGAAGAUCUGUGUGGAAUACCACUCGUUUUUCCGUAUGUUUGACCAACCCCAACCCAAAUCCAAAGCCAUCCUCUUCACCAGAGGCUCUUCCUUCAGAUACAGUGGAAGGACCCAGAAGCAACUUGUGGACUACGUCAGGGAAAACGGAGCGAAGAGAACUCCAUACCAGAGGAGGAACAGUAAAGUACGAAUGUCUUCUCGCUCCCUCGCCACCGAUGUGCCAAAACAGAGCUUGUCAUUCAAUGACAGUCUCCGGUCCCCGGGCUCCCCCUCCUCCCCUACUGUGUCCUUCCUCUCAGCGCACAUCUCCGGCGUCCUCCCGCGGACAGAACUCCAACCUCAGCCGCAGCCUUUGCCCGCACUGAGCCGGUCUCCAGCGCCUCCCCAGCAGCAGCAGCAGCUUCAGUCCCCGCCGCAAGCCACCAGACCCGCGAGCCCCCCGAAGGAAGAUCCCGUCAAGGCCGCAUCACCGUCUCACUACACUUUUCAAGACUCGGUGGUGGACAGUCCUCAGCUGUCCCCCUUCACCUCCAAGGGUCCGCUCUGCCUGUCGCCCUCCUUCCAGAUGUCCACCCUCAGCCUGCCGGGCCAGACCCCGUCACCCCUGCAAAGCCCCAUCCUGAGCGAGGUGGGCGGCAAUGCCAAGCUAGAGGAGGAGGAGGAGGGCAGGAGGAAGCGAUAUCCCACCGACAAAGCCUACUUCAUUGCCAAAGAGAUUCUGACCACAGAGAGAACGUACCUGAAAGACCUCGAGGUCAUCACUGUGUGGUUUCGCAGUGCUGUGAUCAAAGAAAACGCCAUGCCCGAAGGCCUGAUGACCCUCCUCUUCUCCAACAUUGACCCCAUCUACGAGUUCCACCGAGGCUUCCUCAAGGAGUUGGACCAGAGGCUGGCUCUCUGGGAGGGACGCUCCAACGCUCACGCCAAAGGGGACUUCCAGAGGAUCGGUGACGUGAUGCUGAGGAACAUGUGUGCUCUAAAGGAAUUCACCAGCUUCCUGCAGAAACACGACGAGGUGUUAACGGAGCUGGAGAAAGCCAGCAAGAGGCUGAAGAAGCUGGAGGCGGUGUACAAAGAGUUUGAGCUGCAGAAGGUCUGCUACUUGCCCCUCAACACAUUCCUGCUCAAACCCAUCCAGCGCCUCAUGCACUACAAACUCAUCCUGGAGAGACUCUGCAAGCAUUAUUCUCCCAGCCACCGCGAUCACGACGACUGCAAAGAGGCUCUGAAGGAAGUGGCCAUGAUAGCCACUCAGCUGCAGAGCAGUCUCAUCCGGCUGGAGAACUUCCAGAAGCUGACGGAGCUGCAGAGAGACCUGAUCGGUAUAGAGAACCUAACAGCACCGGGCAGGGAGUUCAUACGAGAGGGAUGUUUGUACAAGCUGACCAAGAAAGGACUGCAGCAAAGGAUGUUUUUCCUGUUCUCAGACAUGAUCCUCUACACAAGCAAAGGUGUUACAGCGACCAAUCAGUUCAAAGUGCACGGCCAGCUGCCCCUACACGGCAUGAUCGUUGAGGAAAGUGAAAACGAGUGGUCGGUCCCCCACUGCUUCACCAUCUACUCUGCUCAGAGAACAAUUGUCGUGGCUGCCAGCUCUAAAGUGGAGAUGGGGAAGUGGAUCGAGGAUCUGAACUUGGCUAUUGACCUGGCCAAGAAGACCCAAGAGAAGUCCAGCAUCUUCCUGGACGCCGGACUCGGCGAUCACUCCAACCGAUCGUCUGACGAGGUCUCUCUGGAGCAGGAGUCGGAGGAUGACAUGAACUCCUCCCGUACAUCACUGGACAAGCAGACACACCACCGCGCCAACACAACCAUGCAUGUGUGCUGGCACCGCAACACCAGCGUGUCUAUGUCUGAUCACAGCCAGGCUGUGGAGAACCAGCUCUCAGGUUACCUCCUGAGGAAGUUCAAGAACAGUAACGGCUGGCAGAAACUCUGGGUGGUUUUCACCAACUUCUGCUUGUUCUUCUACAAGACUCACCAGGACGACUUCCCGCUGGCUAGCCUCCCCCUGCUCGGCUACACGGUCAGCACCCCCGAAGAGUCGGACAGCAUUCACAAGGAGUACGUCUUCAAGCUGCAGUUCAAGUCCCACGUUUACUUUUUCCGGGCAGAAAGCGAGUACACCUUUGAACGAUGGAUGGAGGUGAUCAAGAGUGCAGCCAGCACUGCAGGCCGGAUGAGCCUGCUCAUACCUAAAGGAGGUCCCGUGGAGAUAAACGGAAACUGAAUCCGACAUCGUGUAUCUGGAGGCUGGGCCUCUGGGACAUCAGAAAGACAAAUCCAGUCUUUUUCACAUGAAGUGAAGUUUUUGAACAAUAACAACUGGAGACUGAAAGAUGCUGCCAGUUUAAAGUGUUUAACAUUUAUCAGCCUAAGGAUUUAAUUCUAAUGGUCAGUGCAUUUUUUUUCUUGCUUAAUGAUGUAACUUUUGUUCCGGAUAUAAUGAAAGGGAGACGUGUACAUUUUGAUCAGUUUUUUUGCAUGUGUAGCGCUGCUGUUCACAUAGAUAGACUGACGGGAAAUACUGUUAUAUGGGACCAACGCCAACACAAAGGGCUCGACUUCAGGCUUUUUUUGAAGGACUUUUCCUCUUCAGCACAUGGCGACUGAAGCUUUGUUGGGCACAGAAACUGUGCCAUGACUGUCUGGGACACGGAUGAUAUACAGUACGUGGAAAAAUGAAGGUACAUGACGGUACGUGCUCUCUGCAUUGAAAGAGUCGGGAGAUGUGUGCAUGAGAGACGGAGGCGAGGAGAAAGUUCACGGGAUGUCAAAACGAUUUUGGUGAUGCAUGGGAGGUUUUGAGAAAUUCAUGCUGCUGACACAAGCAAUUUGGCAUUUCUGAAGGUUUUAAGAAUAAACCUGUAUGAACUGUUAGUGUGAGCAGUGUUUUCCUGUUUAUGGGAGGAUGAGGAGGAUGUUUCUGAUGUUUAAAAGGGAGCUGUUCUGCUUUAGUUUGACAGCGUUAAGGCCAGUCUGGUGCUACAUUUCUCUCUUUAAUAUCAAAUGUAAUCAAAUGUAUCCUGUUUUUAUUUUUGCCUAGGGAUAACAACGUGAGGAAAUAUUGUGCAGUGGUUACUCUAGUGUUUGUAAAAGUUGCAGAUUUUCCUUCUAAAGCAAACCAGAAGAACAUAUUUUGAAGUAAUUGUGAUGACGUCUCGCUGCGACUGUUUUAGACAAAUGGGAGCUGAUUUAUGGGAGACACCUGUGACGCUUAUUGUCAGUUAUUUAGUGCGCUACAUGCACCCAUGGUAUUAUUUGGUAUAUUUUUUUGUAUGAAGACUGGAAUCUUUACCCUCUGUGUGUGUGAGUGUGUGUAUUUGUGUGUGUGUGUGUUUGCGGAGAAGCCACUGGAGCUGUAACGUUAAGGUGAUGAUGGAGGUCGUCUCCAAACCGUCUGACAUCCUGUGUGUGUAAGAGACUGACUGUUGCACAGUUAACAUACAGCAUGUUACUCCUAUUUAUUGUUUAGCAUGUCAUCAUCAGGGCCGUGCUCCUGAACGCCCCCCCAUGUAGUCUCCAUGUUAUUCCAUUGAAAACCUAACAAAUAAAAGAUCCUUUCAAUCACA